AUGGCGACCAAUCAGUCUCCUCCCCUCGUUCCUGCAGGGCCCUUGCUCGUCCCCGUCCAACUGAUCCCACGACGAAACGCGCGAUCCAAGCAGCGCUUUCAUCGCCUCAGCAAGCCCAAAGUCCGCAGUGGUUGCUUGACCUGCAAGACACGUCGCGUCAAGUGUGACGAGGGCAAACCAGCGUGUGCGCGGUGUAUUCGCGGAGAUUUUGUAUGCGAUGGCUAUGAGACGAAGCCUACAAAGCAUGAGACUGUCCUGGUGCCAUCAUCUCAGGUUGUGCCGAUAAAGUUCUUGCCGCUUGCUCCGUCAACGUUGCCUGGGCUCGAUGGGCAUAGUGUACCGUAUCUCGAUGCCUUCCGGUAUCACGUGGCCCCAGAGCUUUCUGGUAGUUUUUACAUGGAUUUCUGCGAGGGGACGAUUCUUACUGGUGUGCACCAGGAUGACUCCAUUCGUCAGCUGGUGCUAGCACUUGGCGCCUUAACCCUUGCCAUCGCUGAUGACGCGCGGGAUACACAACAGUCUAUUGUCCAAUCGAAACCUUCGCCUCUUAAGGUUUGGGGCCCAAGCAGUGUCAAGAACAGAAAUCACGCUGCUUCGCUCAAGCAUUACCUCAAGGGUGUCCAAGGUCUCCGUGAGCGAUUAAAGCUCGACCCAGCGCACGUCUCUGUACGGACCAUGACGGUCAUGACGAUUCUGAUGGCCUUGUUUGAGAUCUUGCAGGGGAAUCAUCGGUCGGUGGACAGUAUACUGAAAAGUGUGACUGCUCUUCUGAACGAACAUCUUGCGCAUCAAAGGAGCACAGAAGGCAGUAAGGAUGAGAUCACGUCGGUUCAACAUACAUUCCUCUGCUUUUCUAUGAUGUGUCAAUACUCACGACAAAUCAUAUCGGCCAUACCGAUCUACAUGCAGAUAAAGACAGUGUCUGCCACAGAACCGCCAGUAUUCGGGGUAGACUUACCAAAGUCGCUUCUUGGUCGGUGGAGGUUGUUCAACAGUGCUAUGAUGGCGUAUGUAGGACAGGCCCAUGAUGUAGUGGCACUGACAGACACGGAAUUCAUCAAGUCAUUCCAUCAACGUGGCCGAAUUCUGUAUAAACAAGCUUUGUCGUGGGGUGAAGUGAUCCGGGCCUAUCUUAAGAGUAACCUUGACGAGGAACAUCUUCACCGCCUGAAGCUAUUGGAGAUACACUGCGUCAUAGCAGAGAUUCACCUAGAUUGUAUUCUUGUACCAUGCGACUUGUCAUAUGAUCGGUACGAGAAGACAUUCAAAGCUCUGCUUGACGAUUGCACGGCGUGGUUGAAGCAGCAGGUACGCAAUGGCGUUCCUCGUCAUAUCACUUUGGGAGAGGGUAUACUGCUUCCUCUGUCGGGUAUUGUCCGCCUAUGUCGAGUCCACGAUGUCCGCAUGGAGGCGCUCUAUCUCAUGCAAAGUGUCACCUGGCAGGAAGGUGCUUGGGAUCCUCAAUUUCUCGCUCUGGGAGAGCUUGGUACCGUGGUGAUGGAGGAGCGGGGGAGGGAAGAGAGUGGGUUUAUACCGGCGUCUUCGAGGUGGCUUUGGGUGAGUAACGUGGAUGGGGAAAGCGAAGGUGGCGAUCCUCAUGGCUUCUACGUUUCCAGGUUCUUGGAUGAGAAUGGACAGCCUGUUAUACGUGCGAUACCAUACGACAGCGCAUGGUGGGACGAGGUAUUGUCAAACGUUCAGGCCCACCGUGUUUCAGAACUUUUGCCAGCUGCUAGUAAUUAUGGAAUGACUGACUUGAGCGACAUGUGGUCAGAGGAUGAGGAGUCUGUUAUCAGAACAAAGGGCAACAAAGUUAUGGUGGAGUGGUGUCACCCUUGUGAGAACCGUUUAGAUCGUGAACAGUCCGUUUAG
Molecule: messenger RNA, 1872 nt
Organism: Fusarium oxysporum Fo47
Lineage: Eukaryota; Fungi; Ascomycota; Sordariomycetes; Hypocreales; Nectriaceae
Product: Zn(II)2Cys6 transcription factor domain-containing protein
Exons: 2
Coding region: 1-1872 (623 amino acids)
Biological process (GO): regulation of DNA-templated transcription
Molecular function (GO): zinc ion binding; DNA-binding transcription factor activity, RNA polymerase II-specific
Source: RefSeq, a predicted model, not a curated record